Molecule: messenger RNA, 9311 nt
Organism: Diachasmimorpha longicaudata
Lineage: Eukaryota; Metazoa; Arthropoda; Insecta; Hymenoptera; Braconidae
Exons: 7
Coding region: 566-6751 (2061 amino acids)
Biological process (GO): regulation of endocytosis; intracellular protein transport; synaptic vesicle endocytosis
Cellular component (GO): clathrin adaptor complex; synaptic vesicle; clathrin-coated vesicle
Molecular function (GO): clathrin-cargo adaptor activity
Source: RefSeq, a predicted model, not a curated record
AAGUAGUGAAAAUUCAUUCAAAUAUCAAGGGGUUGUCCAAUGGUGGUAUGUCGACAUGGAGCAGUCGCACAUGAGAAACCGAAUCCCCUCAUUUGCCCACCAUCCCGAGGGGAGGGUGUGCGCGCAUUCUGAACGGGCAGAUCGAUGCUGGAAAUAGCUCAGGCCCCCCCGAGUACGAGGUGAGUCGCCUUCGCCAAGUGCCAGAGCCUCCUCGGCUCUCUUCGUUCAGUGGAAUACAAAAAAAGGUCCGAUAUAUUUUUUAAAGACACCAUUACCAAUCCUUCCACGACUAAAACUCCCAAAAAUUAAAUAAGUGAACUUGUAAAAUACAAUAAACAGUGGAACACUCGCGCAACAAAACGUUCGCCACCACCCCGACCUCAAAAUAAUUUUCUCUCAACCCCAUUACCUCUAUCAUUAACGUUGAAAUAAUUUCCUUGGACUAAUUAAUCCACCUCUCAUGGUGCUUGUAACGGGAUGAUGAAGUUAAAACAAUGUGCAACGUACAAAUGGGGCUCAUGAGGCUUGAUUCAGGCCUCCCCCCCACUGCGCUAGGUCUUAGAGGAUGCACAAGCUAGCCAAGGGUCUCAAGAAGAAGAAAAAGUCGAAGAAAGGAAAGAAGGGAGCUGAGGAGGACGAGUUCGAUCCAGAAGAGCUCGAACGUUAUCGGCGUGAACGGGCAGAGGCCCUUGAGAAAGCAGCGCAAGAGUCAACUGGUGAACAAGGAGGUGCAGCUGGCUCAGACGAGUGGAAAAAAUUCCAGGCACUGACUGCUGGUGUCGACGAUAUCUUGAAGAAGACCCAGGGUGACCUAGAUCGGAUAAAAUCGACCUCAUUCUUCCAAAGGGUAGCUCCCGUUGUUGAGGAGAAAAAACCCGAGGAGGAUUCGGAAGUCAAGAAGGCUCGGGAGAGGCGAUAUCUUGGAUUCGAUAAGGACGGAAAUCCCAUCGAACAGGACGAAGUUGACGAGGGGAAGAAGAAGAAGGAGUUAACUGUCACAGAAGACGGAUUUGUCGAGGUACCUGAAGACGAAGAUGAACAGGAGGACUCCGAGGAGGAAGAUAUCUUCGAUACAACGUAUAUCGAUGUUCUCCAGAAUAUCGACGUUCAACUAGCUUACAUCCCGGAGUCACCCACUGAGGAAGAGGCUGGUGACGACCCAUUCGAUACGACAAAUGCUGAUAAAGUCCUCAAGACUGUUGAUAAACGUGGAAAGAAAGUCGUGAGUCUUGGAAACGCGGUUGAAGUCCUCUCCGGACGGGUUGAUCACGUGAGCACAUGUAAGAUAUCAAGACCCAGGAGGGUUAAAGCACAGGAUCUUCUCCUUGGAGAUGAAGACGACCUUGAUGCCCUCGACGUAACACCAGAAGCAGUUGAGGUUGAAAAGUCACUGCUUGACGACGACACUGAUCUUCCUGAUGUACCGAUUGAUUUGGCUAACCUACCCCCCGUCACUAAUUUACCACGUCCACCAGAGGUACAUUCGGACGCCGAGAAACUUGCAGAGGCUCCCCUAGACAUCUCAGAGUUCGAGGUGCUGAAGGAGAAGACAAUUCUCGAGGAAAUCCCGGAUUUAGACGACGAUUUUGAUCUCAAUGGACCCAGUGACGAGCCGGUGCAACUAGAAGAGGCGAAUGAUCCAUUCGCUGAGAAGGAACCUGAACACAUUGUACCUGAAACUGACAUAAUCGAAGUCAGCUUUGAAGCAGCGACAUUCGUUGAUGAAGACGAUCCAUUCGACACAGGUUUCGCUGAGAAUUUGAUACCUGGUAAGGUAGAGUUGAAGUUCAUUGAGAAGGAACUUGAGGAAUUACCCGAGAGCGAGGUUUCUAUUUCACUAACCGACCCAGCUGGCCUCAAGAGAGACUAUGAGACAGGUCUGCUGACAAGUCAACAGACCACUACUUCAUUCGCUGCAAAGAAGGAUCUUCUCGGAGGCUCAACAACUGAUCUCAGUCAGCUCGUCGAUGAACCCAUUGCACCAGUGGAGGAUAUCACCUAUACAGAUCCAUUUGACACAUCUGGUAUUCAGGAACUUCCACCGGGCCAGGCAGAGCUCAAGUUCUUGGAGAAGGAACUUCUUGGUGACAGUGGUAAUCAGCCAGUUAAUACUCUAGACGACGACGACUUCGAUCCUCGUGAGGGAGAGACACCAGCACCCGCAGAAUCCCCACAAUUCCAGGUAAAGUUUGAAGCAGAGGAGGAGGAUAAGACCAUACCCCCUCAGGGCCGAAAGCCUUCACGCCCGGAGGCUCUGGGUCUCGCGGCAGUUAAAGCCGUUGCUUUCGAACUACCAACACCCUCUCAACGUCCUGAUCUAUUAAUAACUGGAGAAGAGGAGAAAUCGAUAGCAUCAAAGCCAUUAACACCGUAUUAUUCUCAAAAAUCUCUCGAAGACGCACUUCCUGAGGACGAGGACUUGGAAGAGGCGAGUGUCGAUCCCUUCGACACAAGUUUCGUAUCAAAAGUCACUCCCGGCAAGACUGAGCUGAAACUCAUUGAAUCAGAACUUCUGAAGGAAGAGCCAAAGUUGACUCACAGUGUCAGCGAGCACGACUUUCACCCCAAAAGUGAACAGCAAUUGGGAAGACGUCAGAGUGACUUUGGACCGGGUUCCCUGCGGCCCAAGAACUUGAAACUAGGUGAAGGUGAUCUUCCCCUUAUCGAAGACAGGGAGGAGCCUAGGGACGUGUUUCAAGUGAACGAGGCAGUCAACAGACGAAAAAAAUUCGAGUCAAAACGACAAGAGAGUCUUUUGGAUGCUGAAGUGGCAGUGGAUGCGAAGCCCCUCACCCCCAGGAUAGAGUCCAAGGUCAUCGAGGAGGAGGAGGAAAUUUCGUACGUUGAUCCCUUCGAUACGUCGAUAGCCAGUAAUAUUUUACCGGGCAAAGCCGAACUGAAACUCCUCGAGAGUGAAUUGAGCCAGGUGUCAGUCAAUCCCAUUCCCGUGAGGAUCAAUAAAAUUGACCUCAACAAGGUAUCAGCCCCACCAGCACCCCUUCUAGACGACGAGGAGGACUUCGAUCCGCGAGCUGGUGAAGUCAAAGAGGCGCCAGAUUUUCUAUCCAUCGAGGAUCAGAACUCUGGGGAUAAAGUUCUCACUCCACAACAGAAUUCUGGAUUGGAUGAGGACAUAGAUCCUUUUGACACAAGUUUCGCUGCUAUUGGACCGGGUAAAACCGAGCUGAAACUUCUCGAGUCGGAGUUGAUGGAGAAAUUAUUCAACAUGGAUUCUAAAGGGGGUAAUCCUUUCCUGAUGGAUGACUACCCAGCAGAGCAGGCUUCCCAGCAGUCAAAUCCAUUCCUCCAGGAUUUUGCCGAGCCCGCACCAUCAGCUGGGGAAAAUCCAUUUUUAAAUUUCUCAACCGAAGCGGCUUAUCAACCGCCGACCGAUUCAACAAAUCCCUUUGCAUUGUUCGAACCAACUCAGGAUGAUCAGCAACAGUAUAUUCCACCCACUUCUGAGCCGGAGGUGUUGGCGCCUGACCAGCCCGAUUUAUUCGGUGUCGAGGAACAGCCGACGAGUCUCUUUGGCACUGAAGAGCCAGAAGUCUUCCCAAUGGAGCCGGUGGCCUUCAGCCCACCCCAAGAGCCCACCUCCUUCAGUCCUCCACAGGAGAGGGCCUCACCACCGAAACCUGCACCUGCAAGACCUCCACCACCUCCGAGACCCGGACCACCACCGACACCUCCUAGGAACACCAAAGACCUCAUACUCUCUGUAACUGGGGCGAUGGACGCGACCUCAAAUCACCUGCUGGAUCGAUUACAAUUUACACGAACUCCUAGUCCAACUCUGAUGCAUUCCCCCUCACCAACGCCCGAACACAGCGUCGCAGACCUCCUAGACGUUGAUUCCAACAUACCAGAUUUACCAGCGGACACCACUCACCCAGAGACAUCUCAAUCGCAGAACAUUCUGGACUUAUUUGACGCACCACAACCUGCUGAGACAGGUGCUUCAAUGUUCUCAGCACCCGUCACGAGUAUGGACACUUUGACGCACUCUGUAUCCAGUACAGACACGAUAUUCUCGACGAGUGUCACAGAUACCUUCAAUCAAGGUCAAGAAAAUCCAUUUGGGGCGAUAGAGUCAGUCGCUGAAGCCCCCAUCCCCGAGGAGACGCCAGUUGAAGAGGCAAAGAGAUCUUCGAUAGACGUCACAACUCCUACGACGACGUCAGGCUUCGACUUUGGGUCCGAAACAGCAGAAACGAUCGUUGAAACUCUCCCGACGGCUGUGGAAUCAAAUUUCUUCGCAGCAGAGGAGCCUACAGACGUCUCAUCCUCUCCAUUCUCGAGCGCACCCUCUGGAAUAUUCGGGGGAGAGCCUCUUUUCACGACAGCCAGCAGUACUGAGAGUGCCCAGGCACCAGUGGUUGAUCGUCAGACGAAUAUAUUUGCUUCGGACUACCUCGGGGACUUUUCAAAACCCAGUGAUGAUAUUGGAGAACUGGUUUCCACGAGCCCGACACCAGCUUCCGAGUUUCCGAAUUAUCCAGUGGAGGAAGAGCUUGAUAAUUUCGCAGCUACUACGAGGGCGAUUGAGAGUACGGGCGAUGCCUUCGAUGCAUUCGCUAGUAAGUUUGAUAGAGCAGCAGAGCCUGAGCCAACAAGUGGCGAUCCAUUCUUCGAUGCCUUUGGAGGAAGUGGUGGACAGACAGCUAUGGACACCUCGAGUGAUGUCUGGGGAGAUUCAUCAGCAGCUGGAUCCGAGAGUGCGGUAACGGGCUUCGGGGAGUCCGAUGGUUUUGAUUCCUUCCUCAGUAUGACAGCCCCUCCCCAGGAGUCCAAAGCAAUGAAAAGGACAGAGUCCGGGGACUCGGACGAAGCCCCCGAUUUUAGUGUCUUCAUAAAGCCGAAAGAAGGAGGUGACCUGGGCAUAAGCCAUGAAGGAGGGCCCGUUCCAGUGCUGGCACCUCCUCCGAAGAGCCCUAUAAACUCCGCCUACAAUGACUCAUCUCCACGAUUUAAUCCUUUCGACAAAUUUGGCUUCGCCCAGGAAGCUGUUAUUCCAACGGAAACCCCCCAGCCAGCGGAAAUGACACGAACCGACUCUCAGGAAACUCCACCGACCCCCCUCUUCGACGAGGACGUCAGUCAACCCCUGGAGGAUUUCCCAAGGGUCACCUACACCGGCGACGGCUGGGAGUUCCACCUCAGGCAGCCGAACAAAAAGAAAAUCACGGGACAACGAUUUUGGAAAAAAGUUUUCGUUCGCCUGGUCUACCAGGGGGACAGCCCCACUCUUCAGCUAUUCAAUAACAAAGACGACAAGGACCCAUUCACAGAACUGCCUCUAUUGACUUGCUAUUCGGUAUCGGAAAUAGCUGCUCAACAGUUCGAUCAAUACGGAAAGAUAUUCACCAUUAAGCUACAGUAUAUUUUCUACAAGGAACGUCCUGGUGUGAGACCUGGCCAAGUGACAAAGGCAGAGAGACUGACCAACAAACUCAGUCAAUUUGCUGCUUAUGCUAUUCAGGGUGACUACCAGGGCGUGAAGGAGUUCGGGAGUGAUUUAAAAAAGUUGGGGCUUCCGGUUGAGCAUGCACCGCAGAUAAGCCAGUUGUUUAAACUUGGCUCGCAGAAUUAUGAAGACAUGAAGACAUUCUCGAGUGCUAUCGAGGAGGCACUCUUCAGGCUAGCUGCACACAGAGAUCGAGCACUUACUUAUAAGAUGGAGGAAGUGCAGAUUAAUGUUGUUGAUGAAGUCUACGUGGAACAGAAUGCCGAGGGACAUGUGGAGAAGCAGAUCGCCAGGGUUCGAUUGUUCUUCUUAGGCUUUUUAACAGGGAUGCCAGAUGUUGAACUCGGCAUUAACGACAUGUGGCGGCAAGGGAAGGAAGUCGUUGGCCGACACGACAUCAUCCCCGUCGUCACUGAAGAGUGGAUUCGUCUUGAAAAUAUCGAAUUCCACUCGUGUGUACAGCAGGACGAGUACGAAAAAUCUAGAAUCAUAAAGUUCAAGCCGCCUGAUGCAUGUUACAUUGAAUUAAUGAGAUUCCGAGUGAGACCGCCAAAAAAUCGGGAACUACCGUUGCAAUUGAAGGCUGUCAUGUGUGUCACCGGUAAUAAGGUGGAACUCAGGGCCGAUAUCCUGGUUCCGGGUUUUGCUUCCCGAAAACUGGGUCAAAUACCCUGCGAAGACGUGAUGGUUCGCUUUCCCAUCCCCGAAUGUUGGAUUUACUUAUUCAGGGUUGAAAAACACUUUCGAUAUGGCUCCGUUAAAUCCGCCCACCGGAGAACCGGAAAGAUCAAGGGAAUCGAGAGAUUCCUGGGAGCUGUGGACACGAUGGAGCCCCAGCUUAUGGAGGUGACAUCGGGUCAAGCAAAAUAUGAGCAUCAGCAUCGUGCUAUUGUCUGGAGAAUGCCCAGAUUACCCAAGGAAGGUCAGGGGGCUUACACGACGCACCAGCUCGUCUGUCGUAUGGCUUUAACGUCUUACGAUCAGAUACCAGAUAAUUUGGCUGAGUAUUGUUACGUGGAAUUUACCAUGCCAGCCACUCAGGUCUCCCACACGACUGCACGUAGUGUCAGUCUGCAGAAUAGUGACUCUGACAAUCCACCAGAAAAAUACGUGAGGAAUUUAUCGCGUCAUGAGUACAGGGUUGGUAUCGAGCACACUCAGGGUGAGGGUCCAGGUGCCUACAUAGCCGCAACAAAGAAAAUACCAGAAGCAACACCGGAGGUACACGAGGACGCCCAUGAGCCUCCACCUCCGGCGGAAUCGGACUCGGACUCCUCAGAGUAGACUUGCAAAUAAGUAGAAUCAAUAACAAAUAUAACCAGAUAAUCAAUCCAAUCCGAUAUAACGAAUGAAUUUGUGACAUCGUAAGUUGAUAUAUCUAAUGAGGAACAUAGAAUUUUAUGAGUAAACGAAGUGGAGACGUAUCGAGGUGCAGUUGAGGAGGAUUAAUUGUUAACGAAGGACAAUACACAGCUUUUCAUUUAUUUUUGCUUGGAUUAAAUUACUUUGCUGACCUCUUAAUUGGGGAAAAUAUUUCUAUGAAUUAAAGCUGAUGCUAUGGAUUGAUUAGCUAUGUAUAUGGGCUUGAUAAAAUUCAGCUUGUUAAUGAACGAUAUUACUGGAAAGUGUUGAUUUACUUUUGACGUAGAAUUGCUGCACUCGGAGAAUAAAAUUUUAGAGAUAUAAAUUCCGUAAUUAGGACUAAUCAUGGAAUUUCUGUGUUUGAAAAUUUUUUUCUCACGGUGUAAGGUAAAAUCGUGCAUAUCCUUAUUGUUUGGGCCCUGCAGAUGAUCUAUCGCGAUGUUAUCUAGUCAUUUUAGGUGACAGAUUAUAUAUUGUUGCAUUAUAUACGUCGUAGUUUAAAAAAAUAUAGAGAAGAAUAUUAUAAAGGUUGAUUUAAGGACAAUUAUAAACGAGUGUUGGUGAUAACGAGUCAUUUAAAUUAUCUAGAAUAACUAACAUGUAUCAAGUGAGUGCGCAAUUCUAGACAAUUAAGUUUCAUUUUCAUGUUUAUUUUUUAUUUGACAAGAAAUUGUCACGUUCUGAGAUUCUCAAGAGAACCCCAGCUAAGACCAAAGAUGUGAAUUAGUAAAAUCUGCAUUUUAAUGAGUGCAAAUUUUGAAUAAUUAACUAUAGGAUAAAUUGAUAAGCACGAGUCGCGCAUUGCGUCCAUAUAUCUGUUAUAUAAAGUAUACGCUCGCGUCUCAAAAAGUAUUAGAGUAUGAUAUAAUAUAUAAAAUCUAAAGUUAAUGAAGAAAAUAUCCUUUAAGUUUCAGUUGUUUUAAUUUUCUGUUCGCGUUUUAACGUCCUGAAAAGGACUUGGGAGUGCACUACUCUAGUCAUUAGCUCGUAAGGAAUAUAUUAAUUGAUUGAUAUUACAGUAGACGUAAGAUUAAUUUGAAUGCGGAACAAACUGAUGAAUUGAUGCAUUUUCUCUUGCUUUAACCAUUGGAUUAAAACUUCUCAAACAUUCCAACUAGUGAGGGAGAGUUAUGAGAUAUACUGAUAUGAUAUUGUCAGUUGUUGACUCUACGAAUUGAUAAAAUAUCCUCCAGAGUAAUAAAUUUUCAUUUGAAUUUAUGGAUAAUGAAUGAAAAUAUAAAAGUUUUUCGAAACUUGUUGCCAAUUGGCGACGUUUCCAGCUCGUGAUCUCAAUAUGUAAUCGCACGUGAGAACAAGAACGGCGUUGUAUAGUUAAGCUAAAAGAAAUACUCAAACUAUAAUGCAUGUAUAGUGUUAGGCAUAUGUAAAAUUAUAAGGCCAUGAAAACAAAGAAGAAAUUAUUUCCAGAGGCAACUCGAUCAGGCAAUUUAUUUCUAGCCACCAAAUAAACCGAGUCAAUUUGCCAAAAAAAGAGACGUGUUCGUUGAAUGUCUUCUCACUUUAUUUUAAUCCGAAAGUAAACGUUGGAUGAUACCGCCUGUACUACAUUCUGACGGUUUCAAUUUUCCGAGAGUCUAACCGUGACUAAUUUGCAAAAAAAACCAUAAGAAUUUCAUUAUAAAAAUUAGUUUAAUAAAGAAUGAAGUGAGGAGAAUAUUGUUGUUAAUUAUAAUCCACGUUGUACAUCGAUAUCAUGCAAUAAUACACUCCAGACGAUUUAUUUUCAUUCAGCUGGGAGAAAAACAUAACUGAACAGAUGAUAAAAAACCUCAUAGAGCUAUAAACUAAAAAAAUAUAAUAACAAUUAACAGCCGGUGUUGAAAGUGCUGUUGAAACCAAUGGUGGAGAGCCCGAAAAAGCGUUACCAAAUCGCGUAGCUUUUCCUCGAAUGUAUGUGUAGGCUGGAAAAUAUUUAUCAUCUCUAGACCAUUUUUAAUGAACUAUUUCCUAUUUUUUCCGGACUUUACCGACGGAUUUUUUUGGCGCAUUCGUAGAGUUCUUUAUGAAAUAUUAUCGCACGUGUUACCAAACUCCUACCCUACUCCCUUUGUAAAUGAGGAAAAAUCCGUUGUCAUUGUUAUAGAAAUAGAUAAAUUGUUCAAUAAAAAUAAUAUUUACGUUAAAUUACCAAUCAAAUUCCAACAAUGAGAAAUACCGACGUUUCCAGUGAAUUCAAGCAAAAAAAAUAAUGAAAAAUCAAUGAAAUACCGUAGCAUAUGUACAUGAUAAUGUAUAUCAACUAUAUAUACCCUAAUAUGUGAAAACGGGAGUAUACACCUCAUGUAUGAUACCUAUUUGUCCUUAAUAUGUGCUGGGCAAAUGAGAGAGAAGAACGAAGUAGUCGAGUGAGAGUGCAAGAACGACAGAACGCGUGUAAUCAAUUAUUUUAAUUUAAAAAUGAUGAAAAUCGGAACAUAUAUAUGUAUCUAUGAAUAAUAUGAGAAUUGUUUAAGCAAUUAAA